Messenger RNA from Colletotrichum navitas, 1411 nucleotides. RefSeq lists its product as uncharacterized. The record is from RefSeq and is a predicted model, not a curated record. The transcript is spliced from 2 exons. Bases 328 to 1341 code for a protein of 337 amino acids. NCBI's taxonomy places the organism in Eukaryota, Fungi, Ascomycota, Sordariomycetes, Glomerellales, Glomerellaceae.
CGAGCAACCUCAUGCUGGUUGGCGUCGCCUGUCUUUCAAAUUAGCUGGAUAGAGACGCCAAAGAGUAGACAGCGGUGAUCAAAUCAGCUUUAUCCCUCAGGAACGGAACCUUCACCUUUGACACGACCGUUUUCACAACGACAUUGUUACACACAAGUCUCAGGUUCUCAGCUAGCAAGAGAGACAGAACCCAUUCACCGUUCACUCGCGUGCAACAUCGCUUAUCAAAUCCUGAAAUAGAUCACGCACUGAUACAAGACGCCAGAACAGCGAGAAGUUGGCGGCAACUACCUCAAAUAUCCAUCAAUCAAUCAGUAAUCGUCAACCAUGCACCCUUAUAGAGGACGCGGUGGCCCCCGCCAAUCCACACCAGCAAACGUCCAGUGUCAGAAAUGUCUCAAAAGAGAUAAGUUUAUCGUUGUCUAUUUCAUCACAAACAUUAUGCUGACUCCCACAGAACGUCACUACUCAUACGAGUGCAAGGAGCCGGCCCAGACCAGGCCCUAUGUGUCUCGGCCUUCGCGAACUCAGCAGUUGCGCAACCCGAAGCUCAUGCCAAAGUUAACGAACGAAACCCCAGACGAUGCCGAACGCAAGAAGGGCAUUGCAGAUGCCGAACUCGCUAAAAAGGAGGCUGAGAGGGCCAGACAGCGAGAGUUAGAGGAGAGGGAUGAUGAGCUCAUCAGAAAGACGGAAAGCAAACGGCAACGGUCCGAGUCUGUCGACUCCGUCUCCACCAUUUCAACGAGUCGUUCUGCUUCGCCGCCGCCGCCUAGACGGCGUUCACCUUCCCCAGUGCAUUCUCGUCGGAGGCAGAGAUCCCCGGAGGACAGAAAGGCCUCCAGGCCGAGAUCGUUCAGUCCAGGAAGCGAGGGUGGUCGUUCCGUCUCCAGGCGCUCUACCAGAAGCAGACAUAGCCAGUCUCCACCCAUACGUCGCCAAAGAUCUGUGUCCCGUGACAGCCGUUCGCCCCCUGGAACCUAUGAGAGGAGGUAUCGUGAGAGAGACGAUGGCCGCGUGAGACCGGCUGGGAGAGGCUCUGCUCGCGACCCGUCCUAUUCAAGAGAAUCGUCCAUCUCUCGUGAUGGCGGUGCUGGCAGUGCCCGGCGGUCGCUGUCAAGGUCGCCUGACGGACGGAGCGCGAGUGGCAGUGGCCGUCCGGGCCGGGGUGGUAGCGGAAACUCAGGCUACCGGGACGACCCUGAACGCCGGAUGGGCCGGGGUGCUAGGAAUGAAGGGCAAGACAGAAGGUCGAAGCAACAACAGCCGGUACGGGAGAGGAGUCUCAGUCCUUUUUCCAAGAGACUCGCUCUGACGCAGUCCUUAAACAUGGGCAGGUAGUCGAUGGGUAUCAAUUAUUUGAAGGUCAGGCAAAAAGUCUACCUGAAGCGAAGCCAUAAUACAAGGAACU